Molecule: messenger RNA, 825 nt
Organism: Protopterus annectens (West African lungfish)
Lineage: Eukaryota; Metazoa; Chordata; Ceratodontiformes; Protopteridae
Product: keratin-associated protein 5-9-like
Exons: 1
Coding region: 1-825 (274 amino acids)
Source: RefSeq, a predicted model, not a curated record
AUGCCCAGAGUAUGUGGUGGCUGUUGCAGUAUGAUGCCAAGAGUAUGUGGUGGCUGUUGCAGUAUGAUGCCAAGAGUAUGUGAUGGCUGUUGCAGUAUGAUGCCAAGAGUAUGUGAUGGCUGUUGCAGUAUGAUGCCCAGAGUAUGUGAUGGCUGUUGCAGUAUGAUGCCAAGAGUAUGUGAUGGCUGUUGCAGUAUGAUGCCAAGAGUAUGUGAUGGCUGUUGCAGUAUGAUGCCAAGAGUAUGUGAUGGCUGUUGCAGUAUGAUGCUCAGAGUAUGUGAUGGCUGUUGCAGUAUGAAGCCCAGAGUAUGUGAUGGCUGUUGCAGUAUGAUGCCAAGAGUAUGUGAUGGCUGUUGCAGUAUGAUGACAAGAGUAUGUGAUGGCUGUUGUACUAUGAUGCCCAGAGUAUGUGAUGGCUGCUGCAGUAUGAUGCCAAGAGUAUGUGAUGGCUGUUGCAGUAUGAUGCCAAGAGUAUGUGAUAGCUGUUGCAGUAUGAUGCCCAGAGUAUGUGAUGGCUGUUGCAGUAUAAAGCCCAGAGUAUGUGAUGGCUGUUGCAGUAUGAUGUCAAGAGUAUGUGAUGGCUGUUGCACUAUGAUGCCCAGAGUAUGUGAUGGUUGCUGCAGUAUGAUGCCCAGAGUAUGUGAUGGCUGUUGCAGUAUGAUGCCGAGAGUAUGUGAUGGCUGUUGCACUAUGAUGCCCAGAGUAUGUGAUGGUUGCUGCAGAAUGAUGCCCAGAGUAUGUGAUGGCUGUUGCAGUAUGAUGCCGAGAGUAUGUGACGGCUGUUGCAGUAUGAUGCCCAGAGGAUGGACUGCUGUUGCAGUAUGA